Molecule: messenger RNA, 1764 nt
Organism: Cynocephalus volans (Philippine flying lemur)
Lineage: Eukaryota; Metazoa; Chordata; Mammalia; Dermoptera; Cynocephalidae
Gene: KLHL35
Product: kelch like family member 35
Exons: 6
Coding region: 1-1764 (587 amino acids)
Molecular function (GO): protein binding
Source: RefSeq, a predicted model, not a curated record
AUGCGGGAGGCCCCCGGGCCGGAGGAGUCGGAGCCGGUCUACGAGGCGCCGUGCACGGGGUCAUGCCACGCGCAGCGCGUCCUGCAGACCCUCAACGCGUACCGGCGGAGCGGCACCCUCACCGACGUGGUGCUGCGCGCCGGCGGCCGCGACUUCCCGUGCCACCGCGCCGCGCUCAGCGCCGCCAGCGCCUACUUCCGCGGCCUGUUCGCGGCCGGGCGGACGGAGCGCGGACUGGCUGUCGUGCCCGUGCCCGUGGUGGCGGUGGCGGCCGAGGCGCCGGGCGCGGGGUCGGCCGGGGCGGCGGCGGCGGCGGCGCUGGCCGUGGUGCUCGACUACGUGUACGGCGCGGGCGUGCGGCUGCGCGCCGAGGACGAGGCGGCCGCCGUGCUGGCGCUGGCCGAGCGGUUGGGCGUGGCGGGCCUGCGCGAGGCCUGCGUGCGCUUCCUCGAGGGCCGCCUGCGCGCCGCCAACAGCCUGGCGCUGCGCCGCGUGGCCGCCGCCUUCUCGCUCGCCUCGCUGGCCGAGCGCUGCGGCCGCGUGCUGCGCCAGGCCUUUGCUGAGGUGGCGCGCCACGCCGACUUCCUGGAGCUGGCGCCCGACGAGGUGGCGGCGCUGCUGGCCGACCCCGCGCUGGGCGUGGCGCGCGAGGAGGCCGUAUUCGAGGCGGCCAUGCGCUGGGUGCGCCACGACGCGCCGGCCCGCCGCGGGCAGCUGCGGCGCCUGCUGGAGCACGUGCGUCUGCCGCUCCUGGCGCCCGCCUACUUCCUGGAGAAGGUGGAGGCUGACGAGCUGCUGCAGGCCUGCGGCGAGUGCCGCCCGCUGCUGCUUGAGGCCCGAGCCUGCUUCAUCCUGGGCCGCGAGGCCGGCGCGCUGCGGGCCCGGCCGCGGAGAUUCAUGGACUUAGCUGAAGUGAUUGUGGUCAUCGGUGGUUGUGAUCGCAAAGGUCUUCUGAAGCUGCCCUUCACAGACUCCUACCACCCAGAGAGUCGGCGCUGGACCCCACUGCCCAGCCUGCCGGGCUACACGCGCUCAGAGUUCGCAGCCUGUGCUUUUCGUAAUGACAUCUACGUCUCCGGAGGCCACAUCAACAGCCGUGAUACGUGGAUGUUUAGCUCCCAUCUGCACACUUGGAUCAAGGUAGCUUCCCUGCACAAGGGCAGGUGGAGGCACAAGAUGGCAGUCGUGCAGGGACAGCUGUUUGCAGUGGGCGGCUUUGACGGCCUGCAGCGCCUGUGCAGUGUGGAGCGCUACGAUCCCUUCUUCAACACCUGGGUGGCUGCCGCGCCCCUUCCAGAGGCCGUGAGCUCUGCGGCAGUGGCAGCCUGCGCAGGCCAGCUCUACGUGAUCGGGGGCGCCAGGCAGGAUGGCAUCAACACCGACAAGGUGCAGUGCUUUGACCCCAAGGAGGACCAGUGGGGUCUGCGGUCGCCAGCACCCUUCUCACAGCGGUGUCUUGAGGCUGUCUCCCUUGAGGACACCAUCUACGUGGUGGGAGGCCUCUUAAGCAAAAUCUUCACCUAUGACCCUGGCACAGAUGUCUGGGGGGAGGCAGCUGUCCUCCCUAGCCCUGUGGAGAGCUGUGGCGUGACUGUGUGUGAUGGAAAGGUCCACAUCCUUGGCGGGCGCGAUGAACGCGGGGAAAGCACCGAUAGGGUCUUCACCUUUGACCCCAGCACUGGACAGGUGGAGGUCCAGCCAUCCUUGCAGCGCUGCACCAGCUCCCAUGGCUGUGUGACCAUCAUCCAGAGCCUGGGCAGGUGA